Molecule: messenger RNA, 1381 nt
Organism: Carlito syrichta (Philippine tarsier)
Lineage: Eukaryota; Metazoa; Chordata; Mammalia; Primates; Tarsiidae
Product: rab3 GTPase-activating protein non-catalytic subunit-like
Exons: 13
Biological process (GO): regulation of GTPase activity
Source: RefSeq, a predicted model, not a curated record
GUUUCCCCGCCUCCUGCUUGGCUGAGGCGGUCUGGGGCUCGGCAGUGGCCGGUGGGGUAGAGGGGGCAGGGCGUGGUGAGGUAGGUGGGUGCCGGAGUGGGGUUCCCCGGAGCCAUGGCCUGCUCCAUUGUCCAGUUCUGCUACUUCCAGGACCUCCAGGUCGCCCGGGACUUCCUCUUCCCUCACCUGCGGGAGGAGAUCCCCAGCGGCGCCGUGCGGAGGGACCCCAGUAAGUCAACAAACUGGGAAGAUGAUGGUUGGGGAGCAUGGGAAGAAACAGAACCUCAAGAACCUGAAGAAGGAAAUACUAGCAAAACACAAAAGGCUUUCUGGCUUCAAGAUUGUGUUUUAUCCUUGUCUCCAACCAAUGAUCUUAUGGUUAUAGCUCGGGAGCAAAAAGCUGUAUUUCUAGUGCCAAAAUGGAAAUACAGUGAUAAAGGAAAGGAAGAAAUGCAAUUUGCUGUUGGUUGGAGUGGUUCUUUAAAUGUUGAAGAAGGAGAAUGUGUGACCAGUGCUCUAUGUAUUCCACUAGCAAGCCAAAAGAGGAGUUCCACUGGACGUCCUGACUGGACCUGCAUUGUGGUGGGCUUUACUUCAGGUUAUGUACGCUUCUACACUGAAAGUGGUGUGCUCUUGCUUGCACAGCUUUUGAAUGAGGAUCCAGUGCUUCAGCUUAAAUGCAGGACCUAUGAAAUCCCACGACAUCCUGGUGUGACUGAGCAGAAUGAAGAAUUGAGUAUCUUAUAUCCAGCUGCCAUUGUGACUAUUGAUGGAUUUAGUCUUUUUCAGUCUCUUCGUGCUUGUCGAAAUCAGGUAGCAAAAGCUGCAGCUUCAGGCAAUGAGAACAUACAACCACCACCAUUGGCUUAUAAGAAAUGGGGUCUACAAGAUAUUGACACUAUUAUUGAUCACGCUAGUGUUGGUAUUAUGACUCUCUCCCCUUUUGAUCAAAUGAAGACUGCCUCCAAUAUAGGUGGAUUUAAUGCGACAAUUAAAAAUAGUCCACCUGCUAUGUCUCAGUAUAUUACUGUAGGGUCCAAUCCAUUUACUGGCUUCUUCUAUGCUUUAGAGGGAAGCACACAACCAUUAUUAUCUCAUGUUGCACUAGCAGUUGCAAGUAAACUCACUUCUGCUUUAUUUAAUGCUGCCAGUGGUUGGCUUGGUUGGAAAAGUAAGCAUGAAGAAGAAGCCAUUCAAAAGCAAAAGCCAAAGGUUGAACCAGCUACUCCAUUAGCUGUAAGAUUUGGACUCCCAGAUUCUAGACGCCAUGGUGAAAGCAUAUGUCUGUCUCCAUGUAACACACUGGCAGCAGUAACAGAUGAUUUCGGCAGAGUUAUUUUAUUGGAUAUAGCUAGAGGAAUUGCAAUACGCAUGUGGAAAG